GGGGGCGGAAGCGGCAGCCACAGCGGCUGCGGCGGCUGUCAGAGCAGGCGAGGUUGCUGGGUGGAGCGGCCAUGGAGGGUCAGCGCUGGCUGCCGCUGGAGGCCAAUCCAGAGGUCACUAACCAGUUUCUCAAGCAAUUAGGCCUGCAACCUAAUUGGCAGUUUGUUGAUGUGUAUGGAAUGGAUCCUGAACUUCUUAGCAUGGUACCAAGACCCGUCUGUGCAGUAUUACUUCUCUUCCCUAUUACAGAAAAGUAUGAAGUAUUCAGAACAGAAGAAGAAGAAAAAAUAAAAUCUGAGGGACAGAGUGUUACAUCAUCAGUAUAUUUCAUGAAACAAACAAUCAGCAAUGCCUGUGGAACCAUUGGUCUGAUCCAUGCUAUUGCUAACAAUAAAGACAAGAUGCACUUUGAAUCUGGAUCAACCUUGAAAAAAUUCCUGGAGGAGUCUAUUUCAAUGAGCCCUGAGGAACGAGCCAGAUACCUGGAGAACUAUGACGCUAUUCGAGUUACUCACGAGACCAGUGCUCAUGAAGGUCAAACUGAGGCACCAAGUAUAGAUGAAAAAGUAGAUCUUCAUUUUAUUGCAUUAGUUCAUGUAGAAGGGCAUCUCUAUGAAUUAGAUGGACGGAAACCAUUUCCAAUUAACCAUGGGAAAACUAGUGAUGAAACUUUAUUAGAGGAUGCCAUAGAAGUUUGCAAGAAGUUUAUGCAACGUGACCCUGAGGAGUUAAGAUUUAAUGCAAUUGCUCUUUCAGCAGCAUAGCUUGUUCACAAUGGAAGCACCAAAUACUGUAUUCUUUGCAACAAAAAUUUAUGCUGCCAUACAUUAACUCAAAAGUUUUGAUAUUUUCUUUAACUUGACUGAUUAAACUUUAUGUGAAUUAAA
Chrysochloris asiatica (Cape golden mole) is the source of this 887-nucleotide messenger RNA. RefSeq names its product ubiquitin carboxyl-terminal esterase L3 (ubiquitin thiolesterase) (gene UCHL3). Gene Ontology annotation, biological process: ubiquitin-dependent protein catabolic process; protein deubiquitination. Gene Ontology annotation, molecular function: cysteine-type deubiquitinase activity. Gene Ontology annotation, cellular component: cytoplasm. The record is from RefSeq and is a predicted model, not a curated record. The coding region runs from base 72 to 764 and encodes 230 amino acids. Lineage: Eukaryota; Metazoa; Chordata; Mammalia; Afrosoricida; Chrysochloridae. The transcript has 9 exons.